UGGGAGUCGGUGUUUAAGUAAUGCACCUUCAAAAUAUGGUUAAAGGGAUGAGAUUUCCCUCAGGUGCCUGUUGUGCUUCAGCUAAGGUGUAAUUAUUGUAGCCCUAGUGCAUAUAAUUUUGUUACGGUUUGUUUUUUGCUCUUUCUCUUUUGCAGCAUGGGACUUGUUUUCCAGCUGCUAGUCUGCUUCUUAAGAAUGAAAGAUUGUGUGGAUUGUUGGAGAAGGGGAGAUCUGGGGCAGCGGAACUUUUUAUCUGGGGUGGGAAGGAGAAAUGAAAUGUGCAGUUUAAGUAACAGAAGCCAGUGAGGCUGUUUAGCUCUCCAUCCUCUUACUUGAUCACUCCAACUUUCCUGGUCUGUAUAGGAAACAGAUUCCCUUUGACAUUGCUGGAUUGUAACUUUGGAAAAUAAUGGAGGGUGAAGGAAAUUGAAAAUACCAGUAGGAAACAUGUCGGGCAAUUUUGUAGAUUUAAAAAAGCUGUUGCUAUUUAAAAAACAAAAACAGAGUCUGUAUAGUAGCUGUUGGUUUUAAGACCGCAGGAGUAUAUGAUUGUAUCUUCCAACAUCCAUUCUUUGAUUAAAAACAGCUGUGAUGUCUUGGCUAAUAAACCACAGAGCCGAGGGCUUGCCGAACAGAAGGUUGGCGGUUCGAAUCCCCGCGACGGGGUGAGCUCCCAUUGCUUGGUCCCAGCUCCUGCCAACCUAGCAGUUCGAAAGCACGUCAGAGUGCAAGUAGAUAAAUAGGUACCGCUCCGGCGGGAAGGUAAAUGGCGUUUCCGUGUGCUGCUCUGGUUCGCCAGAAGCGGCUUUGUCAUGCUGGCCACAUGACCUGGAAGCUGAAUGCCGUCUCCCUUGGCCAAUAAUGUGAGUUGAGCGCCACAACCCCAGAGUCGGUCACGACUGGACCUGAUGGUCAGGGGUCCCUUUACCUUUAUGGAGGGGGAAAGAUAGGUGCCAAUAGCAAUUUUAAGUUGUUUGAAGAGUGUGGGAGGAAGCCCUCCCUCAGCAGCUUGCGAUCCAUCUAGUUUGGUUAUUCAUUGUGUUUUGCAAACUCAUUCCUUAUAUACUUGCAAUUUAUUUUUUGGUCAGAUGUGCAUGUGUUGUACAGUAUAUACAAUUCAUACAUUAAGAAGAAGAAGAAUAGCAUUAAUAUUGCUGUCAAAAGUUAAGGUUUCGAGCUCUUCCCGACACCUGUAAAAUGUUUGUUGCUUUGUUGCCUGGCCAACUGCUGCCUUCCUUGGUGUCGUUUCCUUGUGGGCUGAUAAGAAGAAUAUUGCCCUUUCCAUCAAAAAUCAAAUAGUUGAUUUUUCCACCCUGCAACUGGUAGUGUUUUACUUACACUGGAAGAGGAGUACAGGACCUCUGUUCCAAGUUGGCUGUUGCAGAGGAGUGUAAAACCUUGAUUACGAGUUGGAGUGAAAAGCCCCCUCUUAAAUGCAAAGCAGCAAGGCGCUUCAUAGUUUUCAUGGUAAUGUUUUCUGCCACUGUUACACUGCUGUGUCCCCCCCACACACACACACAGCAGAGAUGUGUGUGAACAAACCACACGUCCUCACAUGUGUGUACACAUUUCAGGAGAGUCUUGGCUGUCUGUCGUGGCCCUCAAUGUUGGGUGAAGAACUUGGAACUCCCUGCACAGUUUCUGCUAAAGGCUUUGAUGCAUGACUCAGAUUGGUGCAUAGCCAAAGCACAGGUUUCAAGAUGCAGCAGGUAUCUUGUAUAGAGGGCCAGGUAUAGAGACAUGGCUGUGUGCAAGCAGAUAAUGUUGAUUUGAUAAGCCACAUGCUCCCUGGACCUUCCUUUUGAAGAGUGGGGUAAGCACAGCUCUUAGUGUGGCAAGUGGUCAGCACUCAAUUAACUCUCAGUUGCCUUCCUGAAAGAGGGGCAUCCUCACUGACAGGAGGAGGAGGAGGAGGCAUCUGCCUAGGGAUGUCCAGUGUCACAGGGCUGGAACAGUCCUCUGCCAAUCUGCUCAGCCCCUACCUUGGAUCCAGCUCUCCAUUCCUCCUCGCCGAGAUCAGGUGUUUCUUGGGGGCCCUCCCCAGGGCCGCCCAUCUCCAACUCCCUGAGCAGCACCUAUUCCUCCUUAGCAUCUGACCUGCAGUAGCUUCAUGGCAUCGCCCUCUUUAUGAAGUGCCCAACCCCAGUCAUCAUGUUUGGACUUGCCUGGAUAGCAAUAAUGAAAGUUGGCAAUUAGUUGGGGGCACGCAAGUUAUCCUUUUCUUCCCAGAAUGGCUCUUUUGACCAUAACUGGUCCAGUGAAUCAAAUACUUGUGGCCUAGGGUUGCCCAGCUCCAACUCCCUGAGCUCCUCAGAAUCCGGCCAUCUCCUUCAUGACACUGACUCUCAAUCACAAAUACGGGUUUAGGGACCUGUCGGGAACGCUUUACUGUGGGGGCAAAAACUACUGUACUGUAACAGUUGCAUUCCUGUGGCAGACAAGAUUGCCAAAGGAAGAGGAAGUUUAAAAGCAAGGGAAGCUUCCAAAGGGCUUUGGAACUCUUUAAACCAGGCAUCCCCAAACUUCGGCCCUCCAGAUGUUUUGGACUACAAUCCCCAUCAUCCCUGACCACUGGUUCUGUUAGCUAGGGAUCAUGGGAGUUGUAGGCCAAAACAUCUGGAGGGCCGCAGGUUGGGGGUGCCUGCUUUAAACCCAGUGGAAGCAAAAUAUCCUCAGCUAUAGAAUACUACUAAAGGACACUGAGUGUCUCUUGUGUAACUGUAUAACUUUAUGCUAUGUUUACUCAUUUCAGUGCCAGUUAAUUACAUAAUUAUUACCUUAUUCUGGUUGUAGGGUUAUACAUAUUUUUACAGGUGGCAUUUUACUUUUAAUAACAGCUUCAUUAAUUGGUUGUGUGUGUGUGUGUAGUGGGUGUUAAUUCAGCUGUGGGAAGGGCAAAUUAUUUCACAAUUGGGAGUUAGAUAUGCUUGAAAGAGGCAAAAUGCUCUGCAUUUAUUUUGCUUUUAAAACCCGGCCACUGAGUUUUUGCCAUGCUCCUUUGUUGUAUCAAAGGCAAUGUCCAAAAUCAACUUCUGUGGUGCUUUGAGAGUCACAACUAUGCAGCUACAACUUUUAAAUAUACCAGAGCAUUAAGAAUAUAAGUUUAAUUCUUUAUUUUUGAAAUGUGUGUGUUUGACUUACUUUGUUGCGUAUUUGAUGUAGUGCACUUACUUUCAGAAUUCGCUGUUCCAUGAAAUAUUUAUUUUCUGUAUUUAAUUUGUAUACAGUUCUUCCUCCCAAAGGAGCCUAGGGCAGCAAACACAUCCUCAAUGUUAAACAAACCCGUCUAAGAGUAAUCUUCUGUCAUUCCUAGUGUCCAGUGUCUUAACUAAUGCCAAACUAGAAUUUUCCACUCUCUCAAUAUACUCAACAGAUCUCAAAGCACUGAACAGUGUAUCAGUAUGUACUAUAAGAUACACAAGGCUCUCACUCAUUGGUAUCAUUACCAUCUGAAGGCAGCCCUGUUUAGGGAGGCUUUUAAUGUUUAAUAGAUUAUUUCAUUUCAUUUUUCUGUUGGAAGCCGCCCAGAGUGGCUGGGGAAACCCAGCCAGAUGGGCGGGGUAUAAAUAAUAAAUUAUUAUAUUAUUAUUAUUAUUAUAUUCUGAAGCUUCCACUGUAAAUUCUUGUAAAUUGAUGCUUCUAACUUACAUAAGGAUGUUCUAGUUAACCAUCGUGGCAAAAAGUUGUUUUGAUAUUUUUUGGGGGGAAAUUGUGGAUUUUGUUUAACUUUGGGAGUUGAAAAGAUGUAAGUGGUGAUAUCAAAUGUUAGUAGUCAAACUCAUACUUAACCCAUUGAUUUCAGUGAGUCUUGUAUGAGUAUGAUGUAGGUAUUGUUUUUAGUUGAACUGAGUGUUGAAUCCAUAUAUUUGCAGAAAGGGAGAACCAACAUCAAACAAAUUAUGCCUUCCAUUCCCUCCCUUUCCACUCCAAAUUAUUGCAUUUUCUGCCUUCAGUGCAGCAGCGAAAAGCAGAUUUCCACUGUGACUCCCACGGUCUUUAAACUAUGUAGUUAAAGCCGAUUUGGCGUCUAUACAGAACAAACAACACAGUAUGCAUUGCUUUAUGUUUGCUGAAUGUUAUCUGCCAUUUCACGGAUCCAAUUUGCAUUUUACCCCCAGGAAUGAUCGCAUCUUCUAAUUAAUACCAUAUCCUUUUGUUAAUGCUCCUUGCACACAAUCAGAGUUACUCUGCAGAGUUCAACUCUAGUGAAUCACAAAACUCUGAUUUCACUGAUCACAAAGCAGUUUUAUCCAGUGCUGAUCCAAACCCUCCUUCCUGCCCCAUCUCGUCGCACACCAUUUAAAUCUUUCUUAUUUAAUGUCCCUCUGUGUGGAACAGAAAACACUUUUACAAAUGCUAUCACCAGUGUCUCAGGUUUGGAAAUCCACCCUGGCGCUCCCAUCUUGUCUUCUUUGCACGCUUGCAUUGCAAACGUUCAGAAAACAUAUCACAAGACUUGGAAGCGAAUAUGAACGCAGCAAGGAACAGCAGUGUGUUUUGUUGUGAGUCAUGAAGACCUGGAUCAUUUGUAUCAAUGCCACAGUUCAGAGCUUCUGCUGCAAUAUCUUUUGGUAACUGUUUCCAUGGCAGGGAGCACAUUAUUCCAAAACAUGGUUCAGACACUUCCCUCUUGACAAGCAUAUUUAUAUUUGCUGUAUCCUGCUUAGAUGUUUUCGGCACAAGUUAGCAGCAUGUAAACAUUUUUAUAAAUAAAAUGAAAAUACUGGCAUUGGAAGUUCUCACAAGUCAGCAAUAUUUGCCAUUUCUUUUGCUGGCAUCAAGCAUUUAGGGUUUCUUCUUCUUUUGAUAGAAAACAAUGGAUGCCACCAAUUCUUCUUCCUGAGCGUCAUGUACCGACAACCGUUGCUACACUAGGCAACAAUUAGGAAAGGGGAAUCCUCCAAGCUUCUGUCAAACAAUUGCCUUCUGAUGAGGUUCUUUGGGCUUUGGUAUGUUGGCCUAGACAGGUGUUGUGGUUAUUCUGCAUGUGAAAGGGCAGGUCCUGUGACCUGUGUCAAGCUUUUCUAGGUCUUUGAACACAUACACAUUUACUGCAACUCUGUUUAACGUUAGUACCGUAUUGGCCUGAGUAUAAGCCGCACCUUUAAAAAAAAUUGGGGGGGGGGGAGAGACAAUACCUGAAUAUAAGCCGCUCCCUUAAAAUUCCGCAGGCACUCACACCCGUUCCAUUUUACCGUAUGACUGUGUUUUAGCAGCGACAUCGCAAAAGCCUAUUUUUGUAAGGUUGCGAAUUUAAGCUGUGCUUUAACUUUUCACAGUUGGAAUGUGGGGUGUGUGUGUGGCUUAUAUUCGGGCCAGUACAGUAAUAAGCAAAAGGAUGGGGGAGAACACUUCUUUUAAUUAAAAAGUGCAGAUAAAAUUUUAUGCCUGUCUCAUAACAGAUGUGGAUAUUCAAUCAAUGCAACCGAACCACUCCUGAAUCUGGUCCAAAUUUUAGAAAAUAAAGGAAUCACAUAGAUCAGUGGUUUUCUGGUUUGGGGAUAGGAUCAGAAUCUUAUUCUGAUGUGUGAAUGUCUCCUUGACUCGGUUGAUGUCCCUAUCCUCUAAUUAUCUCCUAUAAUUAGAUUUACAGUAAGCAGAAUGGCACCUGCUAUAGCCUUAGAAUGGCAAUUUCAAAAACUUCCUAUCUUAGUUGGGCUCAGUGCUCAGUCAUCAGCUGACAUCUGAAAUAAUUUGAUUCUGUACAUUUUUAAUAGAUUUUGGGAUGAUGGGCUUAUUCAGUCAGAGAGAGCGACUGAUGCAAGUUAAAUAGCUUCUGGGCUUCAUGCCUGCGCCACACAAAUUGCAUUGUUAGAGUACCCCAACUUUUUGGUAAGUGAAUACCUAAUUUCAUGGCUGCCAACACCAGCUACCUUUGAUGGGUGUAGUGUAUUCACACAUAUUAUUAAUUUGCUUGAGAUGGUUCUCUUUUGUACAGUUAAGCAGCUGCACGUUGAAACAGUUAUUUUCUAAGACCGUUGUUUAGGCAGUUUCUCUCUUGGUUAUAAAAAUAAGUAUUGAUUAAUUUUUGUUUACACUUUGUCAGAUUCGUUCACACUGAACAGCUGCAUGAGUUUAUAACCAGGGAUCUCAGGUCAGCUGGAAUACGUUAAAUAUAUUUUGCUGAAACAGAACAUGCAAAACUGAAAGUAUACAAGUUAAUCAUUAGUCUGCUAUCUUUUUGUGGGAAGCCAUAUUCACACAACAAGACAAAUAUAAUUAAUAUUGUUUAGUCUAUGGAUGCUAUCACAAACCUGUGUGUUUUCUCAUUGCAUAUUUGCAUGGGAAAGGUCAAGUAUUUAAAGAACUAAAAUAACAUGUUGACAUUCUUUCAUUCUCAAAAUAUUCCUUAAAGUUAUUCAUGGUUACAUUUUAUCUUCAGUCUUUAUCCUAAAAGAUAGCUAUAAUUGUAUAUUGGUUGGUGCUGAAAAUAAUUCAACUUCCAGGGAAACAGUGUCUGCAUCUCUGCCAACCAUGCACAGGUGUGUAGGGGGGGGUCACUUUGUGACACCUGAAUUCCAAAUCCUAUCCCUAACCUUGGUAAAGUUCUACCUAUCUCCGCCCCUUUCUUCCUACCAAAGAAGAAUAAUGCAAAUCAUGAACUUCUAACUAAUUGCUUAAAUGUCCCUUGCUGUGUUCUUUGGAAAGCUUUACCAAUUAUAUAAACGCUAGAAUUCUGACACUGCAUUGAUAGAACAGUUUUAUGACUUUGCAUUGCAGGUGAUGUCUUCUCAAUCAAACCAUUGUAUAUUUAUUGAACCAACUAGUGGGAGCAAUUAUAAUUUUUGUUGCUUUUCUACCAGUGCUUUUAUCCCAAAGCGUCUGCACUUCUCUGUUCAAAAUCUACAUGUACUCAGUGGAUGAACUUAGGACUACUAUGUAUGAGGUAUAAAUUACAAUUCCACCCAACUAUGAUUCUAUGAGUCAUUGUGCUUACUAGAUGGCCUUGAUCAAGUCACAGUUUUCCAGCCUUAGUUCUACAUUUGUAAAAUGGGGGAAAUAUCCACUUGCUUCGUAUAGUAUAGUUGUUGUAGUAGGAGUGGACUGUGCAGCACUGCUUCAGUGUAAGAGCAUUUAUGCAGUUCACUGGCAAUUACAACAAUCAAAAAUUCGUAAACCGAGGUGUUUGUAAACCAAGGUUCCACUGUAUGUAUGAAUUGUGAUGUGUAUCCUAUUGCCUUUGAGUUGGGGGACAAUUGGGCAGAAACAUACAUGCAAGUGAGGCAUUCAUUGAUUGCAUUCCAUCUGAAAUAAGCCCUUGGACUCAUGAAAGCUUAUAUGAUAGAUUAAACAGAAGACUAUUAUGAAUGGGAUGGGUAUAAAAAAGCACCAUGAGAAAGGAGAAAUAAUAAUGGAAACUGGCUUCAGAGAAAAAGUCACGGGUGACUAAUGAUAUGAACCUAAUGACCUGGAAAUGAGUUUUGAAUGAUAAAUUCCUUCCUCAUUCUAACUGUAGACCCAAAGUCCACAGUAAAGUUAAAGUCUUAAAAACAUUGUCAAAAUGAUUGAAACAGAUUUAGUUUCUUUUAUUUUUGACAAACCCGGCUUUUAAAAAAUCUGCACAUAUAUGUUCUUUCCUGCCUCUCAGUUGUUUUAAAUUCUUUGGCUUGCUGCUUUUUGCAUGUAAGGCUUGGUCUUCUGCCUUUUGAAACUGCCAGAACUAAUUUUGAGUCAGCCUGUAUACAUUUUAAUAUAGCAUUAUUCAGAGGAAACGGGGGAAUAUGCAUACUCAAUUGCAUGAUUCAUCACUAGAGAGACCUAGCCAAAUGCCACCAACAGAAUUCUUUUGAACAAUGCCACUGCCUUAAUGACAGAUUUCUCAUGCAGUCCAAAUGCCUUUCAAGAACAUGAGCCAAUGUUUUCUUCUCGCCUCUUAUGAAAGCAACCUUGUAUAGUCAUACAAUGCACCAGAAUACUACUUGAAAGGAAUAGUCUUUCUGGUAUGGAAAUUGUAUGAGUUGUAGCUUGGAAAAGUACCUUUCAAAUGUCAAAGUUGGGGUGCCCUUAAUAUUUCAAAUGACCCUGUAUUAACAUUGCAAAGUACUUCAUUCUUAAUACAUUUGUGUUCCACCGAGUUUUCCUAGUACGGCCUUAGAGCCAAGCUAAACUUUGUUCCCACCAAGGGGGAUGCUGCUGGAAAUAAAAUAGCCAUACUUAUACCUCUCUCUCCCCAUCACAUUAUCUCUAGGAGAAUGGUUCCAAAACACACUCUCACACGCCCAGGCCACUUGAAAAUUGUUGAGAGUACUUGGUCGACCACUCACGAUGUUUCUCCCUGUUGUAACUAUGGCAACGCAUUGGGUUAAAUGCUGUAUGCUUUUUAAAUUGCUUUUUUAUUUCUUAUGUGUUGCAUGUUAUUAUAUUAAGCCUGAAAUUAAUGGAAUUCAAAUUGUGACACCAUAAAAUGCGAGAGAAGAAACAGAAGAAACACUAAAAUGCAAUUAAAAUCAAUACAGAUAUUUAAUGCAACCGAUAUGCCUCCCAUGUUGUUGUUUAGUCGUUUAGUCGUGUCCGACUCUUCGUGACCCCAUGGACCAUAGCACGCCAGGCACUCCUGUCUUGCACUGCCUCCCGCAGUUUGGUCAAACUCAUGUUCGUAGCUUCGAGAACACUGUCCAGCCAUCUUGUCCUCUGUCAUCCCCUUCUCCUAGUGCCCUCAAUCUUUCCCAACAUCAGGGUCUUUUCCAAGGAUUCUUCUCUUCUCAUGAGGUGGCCAAAGUAUUGGAGCCUCAGCUUCACGAUCUGUCCUUCCAGUGAGCACUCAGGGCUGAUUUCCUUAAGAAUGGAUAGGUUUGAUCUUCUAGCAGUCCAUGGGACUCUCAAGAGUCUCCUCCAGCACCAUAAUUCAAAAGGUAAAGGCGCCCCUGACCAUCAGGUCCGGGCUUCCUGAUCAGAAGGUAGGCGGUUCGAAUCCCUGCGACGGGGUGAGCUCCUGUUGCUCGGUCCCAGCUCCUGUCCACUUAGCAGUUCGAAAGCACAUCAAAGUGCAAGUAGAUAAAUAGGGACCACUCCGGCAGGAAGGUAAAUGGCGUUUCUGUGCGCUGCUCUGGUUCGCCAGAAGCAGCUUUGUCAUGCUGGCCACAUGACCCGGAAGCUGUCUGCGGACAAACGCCGGCUCCCUCGGCCUAUAGAGCGAGAUGAGUGCCGCAUAUUCAACCACAAAUCCACAGGUGCCCCGUGGGCCAGCUCCGAGACCAUAGUUCGAGAACUCCUGUUCUAAGAGAAUUUUCCAUGUGACGCACUGUGACCACCCUGAGUUUCCUUGCCACAGUCAGUGGUAGCCAGUGCCAUGAAGCAAGGGCAGCAAACUCAUUUUAAGUGGGGGCAGGGAGAAGUCCAACUUGCUACAACCAGUUGGAUAGAAAAGCUAUUCACCACAUGGCUCCUGGAACUGGGGUACAAGCACCAAAACAGAACAGUUAGUUGCCAUAUCCCUCCCCCCAACGUGUCAGCGCUAUUUAUUUUUAUUUCCCCCCGAAACACACAAACGAAUACGCAAUUCACAUCAGUGACACAUUGUUAAAACCACGUUUUUAAUGGUUCUUAAUUGGUCGCCACAAACAUAAAUGAGGCUCAGCAAUAGUGGCCAACCAUAAGCAUUUAUAAAGACUGGUUGGUGUGCGUGUGUGGACCAUGGGUAGGCAAACUAAGGCUGCUAUAGCCUGGUACAAUACUUUGUAACUUAAAUUAGCAGGGGAUUUUAUUACCUUUUGGCACAAUUAGCCACUUCCUCAGCCAGGGUUUUUGCCUUCUCAAGGACUGUCCCCUGUGCUUUUACUACGUUGCAUAUUCCUUCAGACAACUCAAGGUAUCCUGUUCUUUUUAAAGUCUUCAGCGAUUAACAGUUUCGUGCUAUUUGUACAUCUCCUUGUUCACAAUGAAAUGGACCUCCCCUAGCCCUGCUACGGCCUCUUGGAUGCAAUGCAGCCAGGCACUGAGGAAAUAAUGUACCCUACUUGAGCUUGCUUUAGUUUUGCUGCAACAGUUCGCUGCUGCAAGAGACAGGCUCCUGGUCAUUUUGAAAAGCAGCUUAUUUCUUAGAGCAGGGGUCAGGGAUGAACGAAUUUCUAUGCCCCACAAAUAACCCAGAGUCGCAUUUUAAAUAAAAGGACACAUUCUACUCAUGUAAAACCAUGCUGAUUCCCGGACCGUCCGCGGGUCGGAUUGAGAAGGUGAUUGGGCCUCAUCCAGCCCCGGAGCCUUAGGUUGCCUACCUAUGUCUUAGACAUUAAGGGAAUGCUAUACGAAAAGUGUAUGCAAGCAGAACUAUUUUGGAUUGAAAUGCCUAAUUUAUUUUUUGUAAUUUUAUGUCCACCUCUUUUUGUGGGUGCAGGUACUUAAAAGUGGCUUACAGUUAAAGCUAGUAUAGAAUAAGAGAACAAGAAGAACAUACAUUUAAAGAAGAUUCGAAAAUGUUUGUUGAAUAUAUGGGGGGGAAUUGUGUGCACUUGAAAAUGUUGGCAGUGUUAAGAUAAACCCAACAGUGUAAACAAGUUUUGAUGGAUGUAAUUAUGAAAUUCUGAAUGGUUUAGUUUAUGUAAAAUAUGCAGGGAUUUAUCAUAUGUAAAAUGAACCAUGGAAAGAGAAGAAGGGAAGUCAUUGGCAUUUUAAGGUUGUUUCAAUGAAUGUUCUAAAUUAUAAAACAGAAAAUUUAAUAAAGUUAUACCUAGUACCGUGUUUCUCAUAUUAUAAGACACGUUUUAUAUUUAUUUUUUCCACAAAAAAACACACUAUGGCUUAUUUUCAAGGGAUGUCUUAUUUUUUUCCUCUUCCUCCUGCCGCGGCCAACAUUGCUGCUGCGCCUAUCACUAUGUCUUACUUUCGGGGUAUGGCUUAUAUUCCUUGAAUGCUUAAAAAUCCUGCUAUGGCUUAUUUUAUGGGUAUGUCUUAAAAUAUGAGAAACAGGGUAUAAGUAAUGUCUUUGUGUGUGCACCUCAUAGUUCCAUGAAGGUACCUACCUAAAAAGUUGUUUUUAAUUAGCACAGAGUAGUAGUGUGAGCUCCAUUCAUGCCCCUAUUUGGGGGGAAACUCAAAUUAAAAUUAAUCUGAUGUAUGUGUGUGUGUGUGUGUGUGUGUGUACACACACAUAUACAGUGGUACCUCUACUUACGAAUGUUUCUACUUACAAAUGGAGCUCCGUCCGCCAUCUUGGAUGCGGUUUAGAUAGGAUUGUUUCUACUUACAAAUUUUUAGAUGGGGUUGCUUCGACUUACAAAUUUUAUCCCAAUGCAUUCCUAUGUAUACCUAAAGGAGCGUCUCCACCCCCAUCAUUCUGCCCGUACACUGAGGUCCAGCUCCGAGGGCCUUCUGACAGUUCCCUCAUUGCGAGAAGCCAAGUUGCAGGGAACCAGGCAGAGGGCCUUCUUGGUGGUGGCGCCUGCCCUGUGGAACACCCUCCCAUCAGAUGUCAAAAAGGAAAACAGCUACCAGAUUUUUAGAAGACAUCUGAAGGCAGCCCUGUUUAGGGAGGCUUUUAAUGUUUAAUAGAUUACUGUGUUUUAAUGUUUCUGUUGGAAGCCACCCAGAGUGGCUGGGGAAACCCAGCCAGAUGGGCGGGGUAUAAAUUAUUAUUAUUAUUAUUAUUAUUAUUAUUAUUAUUAUUAUUCGACUUACAAUUUUUUUCGACUUACGAAUGUGCAUUCGGAACGCAUUAAAUUCGUAAGUAGAGGUACCACUGUAUAUAUAUAUGCGCUGCAUUUCUUCCUCCUUGCAAUAAAUGAUCUUUCUGGCAGUCUUGGAACUUGCCAUUUCUUAGGAUAUGAGAUUUUACAGAACCAUAGAGUUAUAAAUUUACCAUAGCAGUCUCUUGCUCUGAGACCUCGUGUCAUGUUGUCAUUUAUUGUUCUUGACGAUGGUGAGCCUCCAAAUGUACAUUGAUGGUUUAACAAAUACCUUUCGGUGGUGCUGCUUCCUAUGCAGAACUCAUUUUGUUUGGUACUGUACUCUGUAUCUCUCUUGUUGAGAAUAAGAAAUACGUAUGCUUACAAUGGGAAUGGAAUAUACAGUGGUGCCUCGCUUAACGAAUGCCCUGCUUAACGAAAUUUCUGCUUAACGAAAGGUUUUUUCUAGUGGAGGUUGCCUCGCUAGACGAAUUCGUUUUACGAAAAAAUCGUCUAGCGAAUCCCAUAGGAAUGCAUUGAAAUUCAAUUAAUGCGUUCCUAUGGGCAAAAAAAAAAAAUUCAAUGCAUUCCUAUGGGAUUCGCUAGAUGAAUUUUUCGUUGUAAGAAAAGACCCGUGGAACGAAUUAAAUUCAUCUAGCGAGGCACCACUGUAUAUAUAUUUUUCCGUGCACAUAUUUUUGUACAAUUUUUCAAGUGUUUAUAUUCCCCCCUUUUAUAAAACAAAAAUAUUUUAAAAGGAAACUAAUGAAAGAAAAGAAAAAAAAUGCUGGAAAUAUAUCACAAUCAUAAUUUGGUGUUGCAUUACAUCAUCUCAAAUAUUUUGGAUCUGGUGGAGAAUGUUACACUAGUAUUUGAUAAACAUGAGAAAGAGUUAGAAAUGAAUCCAGCUCUUUGAUACUGUACUUAAACUCACAGUGUCUUAUCAGGCCUAAUUAUUACGUACUCUCAUUAGACCAAGCCUGUAUAGUGGAUUGUUUUCUUCCAGUUACUGAACAGGGCUUUUCUGCACCCGUCUUUCCACUACUGCUGUCUGAGCCCACUAAAAAGCUGUGGAAAGCGGUAUAGGAGGCUACAGCAGGGAAAUAAGGUUGUUGUAAAGCUGGGACGCGGGUGGCGCUGUGGGUUAAACCACUGAGCCUAGGGCUUGCUGACCAGAAGGUUGGCAAUUCGAAUCCCCGCGACGGGGUGAGCUCCCGUUGCUCGGUCCCAGCUCCUGCCAACCUAGCAGCUCGAAAGCACGUCAAAGUGCAAGUAGAUAAAUAGGGACCGCUACAGCGGGAAGGUAAACGGCGUUUCCGUGCGCUGCUCUGGUUCGCCAGAAGUGGCUUAGUCAUGCUGGUCACAUGACCCGGAAGCGGUAUGCCGGCUCCCUCGGCCAAUAACGCGAGAUGAGUGCCGCAACCCCAGAGUCGGUCAUGACUGGACCUAAUGGUCAGGGGUCCCUUUACCUUUAAAGCAGGGAAGGGGUACCUUGCACAAAGCAAAGUGCCUUCAGCUCAGUGCAAGAGCAGCUUCAAAUCUACCCUAAUAAAUACACCGCAGCCUUUCCAUUGCAUAAGCAGGAAACUCUCUUAUAAGACGCUCCAGAAUUGACUUCCACUAAGUACCAUUAAAGCGCCUUUAAUGGCGUGUAGUUUUUUAUCAUAAAAUAGCAGAAGGAGGCUGAGAUAAGGAACUGAAAGUUACUGUUUUUGUUUUACGGACAGAAAUGCAAAGGAAAAAAAGGAACUGUGGAAGUGCUGCCAUUUUAUCAUUCCAGCGAUUUAGUUUAUUUCCCUGCAUCUGCAUGCUGGAUUUUUUAAAAUAUUUUUUUACGAUGUUGGCUUUCUGCUCGCCUUGAGAUUUUAUUUUAUUUUAAGAUGUUGGCUUUCUGCUCGCCUUGAGGUUGUUUUGAGGCAUAGCCACUUUGCCAAAGGGGGUGGGGAGACAAUCCUAAUUCCAUUUCUUACUUGUUUGCGGAGACUUAGCCAGUGUAAUCAGGAUAGUUGCAUAGUGAGCUGUAACUGAUUAUAUUAGGUCAAGGCAGCUUAUUUUGGUGCGUGUUUGCCUGGCUAGGUAGGCUGACAUGGUUGUGAUAAAACUGAAAAAUGUACAUUUUACUGCCAGUGGGAAGCAACAAGAACCUCUGUUCUAUUACACCAAGACAGCUGGUAAUUGUGUUGGGAAACUUGAUAAGAAGGCUAUCCUUCAGCAUCGUUUAUGUACUCGGAUAAAACAUAUAUUAUUAGUGCCUCAGAGAAUCGCACUCUUGCUGUGGGCAAAGGAAAUAUGCUGCCUCUAUAAAAGGCUGUCUAAUUCAGUUCAGAGUUGAACCUGGCUGUUUAGAGUUGAAAUUGGAUUGUCAAGAGGAGAAGUGUUGAAAGUUUUCCAGGCAACACUGCUAUAUCUCUCAGGCUUAUUGGUGGAUCAUCAAGGAGACAAAGUUAGUGUUGAAAAAUGUUCCUUGGAGGAAGAAACUACAGAAGACCACUCUUUCAGACAACGUUGGCUGUAUAUACAGUGGGACCUUGGUUUACGAACUUAAUCCAUUCCGGAAGUCCGUUCUUAAACCAAAACCGUUCUUAAACUGAGGUGCGCUUUCCCUAAUAGGCCUCCUGCUGCCGGUGCCCUUCCACCAUUCGGAUUCCAUUCUUAGACUAAGGUAAAGUUCUCAAACCAAGACACUAUUUCCGGUUUUGCGGAGUUUGUAAACCGAAUAGUUCAUAAACAGGGCUGUUCUUAAACCGAGGUACCACUGUGUGUGUGUGUGUGUGUGUGUGUUCGUUUGCAAGUCUGACAAGUGGAAACCUGAAAAGGCCUGAGGUUGUCGUAGGCUACAACAUAACCUGGGAACCAGAGCUAUGAACUGGAGCAUAAUUCUUUUGUGAUCUGAUUGGUUUUGCAGUGAAAUAGAUUCAGAGGUGGUUUUUAAGCUAUACAGUGGUACCUCUACUUACGAAUGUUUCUACUUACGAAUGGAGCUCCGUUCGCCAUCUUGGAUGCAGUUGGAUUUUUUUCUACUUACGAAUUUUUAGAUAGGGUUGCUUCUACUUACGAUUUUUUUCUCUCAAUGCAUUCCUAUGGGAUUCGACUUACAAUAUUUUUCGACUUACGAAUGUGCGUUCGGAACGCAUUAAAUUCGUAAGUAGAGGUACCACUGUAUUGAUAUUUACAACAACAUGUGCAACUUAAAACAAUUAACCACAUUGUAAAUGGUAUGCAGUGAGGGAAAUCCCACUAUGAGCUAUUAAUAGUUAAGCCACACUGUUUGCCAUUGGAGUUUCUAUUUAAUAUGUAACAGGCUAACCCUCGUGGCAGGGAUAAGGUUGUGUGUGUGUACCGCCAGAAAUUGCAUUUGAUGAGCCAUUCAACAAACUGGGGCACUAACACCUGUAAGGCCAAAGUUAUGAACCUUAAAAUGUCGUGAUGGCUUGCCUUACGAUGACAGAAAUGGAAGGCCCGGCUUCAUCUACUCUUCACCAGAAUGGUGGCGUCCUUGGGAAUACGGCCGUUUCCACGCACGCAGAGCCACUGCUUCGAGUUUACUUGUAUCAUUCCCAAGGAAGGAUGGACGCCGAUUAUCUACAGUUUCCAGCAGGAGAGUACGUUGCAGAAGAGAUCUGUGUUGCUGCUUGUAAAGCUUGCGGUAUCUUGCCGGUGUACCAUAACAUGUUUGCACUAAUGAACCAGACGGAUAGAUGCUGGUAUCCUCCGAACCACACCUUCCAAGUAGAGGGAUCAGCCAGUCUCACUGUUCUCUACCGGAUAAGGUUUUAUUUCCCACACUGGUAUUGUAACAGCAAUGUGCGAGCAUUUCGGUACGGUGUUUCCCGAGGUGCAGAGAGUCCUGUCCUUGAUGACAUUGUCAUGUCUUAUUUGUUUGCUCAGUGGCGGGAAGACUUUGUCCAUGGCUGGGUGAAGAUGCCUGUUACUCAUGAAACACAAGAAGAAUGUCUUGGCAUGGCUGUUCUUGAUAUGAUGAGGAUGGCCAAAGAAAAGGACCAAACCCCAUUAGGCAUCUACAAUUCUAUGAGCUACAAGAUGUUUUUGCCAAAAUGCAUCAGGGAAAAAAUCCAGGAUUAUCACAUUCUGACGCGAAAGAGGAUCAGAUACAGGUUCCGCAGAUUUAUUCAGCAGUUUGGCCAGUGCAAAGCAACCGCCAGAAACUUGAAACUGAAAUAUCUCAUAAAUCUGGAGACCCUCCAGUCUGCCUUUUAUUCAGAAGUGUUUGAAGUGAAGGAGCCUGGUAGAGAGCCUUCGGGGGAAGAGAGUUUUGCAACCAUUGUUAUAUCCGGAAACGGUGGCAUUCAGUGCUCAAGAGGGAAGCACAAAGAGAGUGAGACGCUGGCAGAACAGGAAAUACAGACCUAUUGCGAUUUUCCCGACAUUAUCGAUGUCAGUAUUAAGCAAGCCAGCCAGGAAGGUUCUGGCGAGAAUAGAAUUGUAACCAUUCACAAGCAAGACAGCAAGAAUUUGGAAGCUGAAUUUCAGUCACUAAGAGAGGCUCUUUCUUUCGUGUCAUUGAUUGAUGGAUAUUACAGAUUAACCGCAGAUGCCCAUCAUUUCCUCUGUAAAGAAGUAGCACCCCCUUCCAUCAUUGAGAAUAUUCAGAGCAACUGUCAUGGGCCAAUUUCCAUGGACUUCGCAGUCAGUAAACUGAAGAAAGCUGGCAAUCAGACGGGCUAUUACGUUCUUCGUUGCAGUCCAAAGGAAUUCAGGAAAUACUUCCUUACCUUUGCAGUCCAGCGAGACAGUACCACGGACUAUAAGCAUUGCUUGAUCACAAAAAAUGAGAAUGGCGAAUAUAAUCUCACUGGAACUAGAAGAAAUUUUACAAACCUCAUGGAUCUCUUGAACUGUUACCGGACAGAAACUGUCCGGUCAGACAGUAUAAUUUUUCAGUUUACCAGAUGUUGCCCUCCAAAGCCAAAAGAUAAGUCCAACCUCCUUGUCUUCAGGAGCAAUGGAAUUUCUGACUUGCCAUCAUCGCCCACCUUGCAGAGGCAUAAUAACGUUAACCAGAUGGUCUUUCACAAAAUCCGGAAUGAGGACCUGAUCUUUAAUGAAAGCCUUGGCCAGGGCACCUUCACUAAAAUUUUCAAAGGUGUGAGGAAAGAAGUGGGCGACUAUGGCAAGCUGUAUCAAACUGAGGUGCUACUCAAAGUCUUGGAUAAAGUCCACAGGAAUUAUUCUGAGUCUUUUUUCGAAGCAGCAAGCAUGAUGAGCCAGCUUUCCUACAAGCACUUGGUAUUGAAUUAUGGAGUUUGUGUCUACGGAGAAGAAAAUAUUCUGGUGCAGGAAUAUGUAAAAUUUGGGUCAUUGGAUACUUAUUUGAAGAAGAAUAAAAAUUCUAUAAACAUCUUGUGGAAGCUGGAAGUUGCAAAGCAACUGGCAAUGGCAAUGCACUUUUUCGAAGAUAAAAACCUUGUUCAUGGGAACGUAUGUGCAAAAAACAUCUUGCUUAUCAGAGAAGAAGAUAGGAAAUCCGGGAACCUUCCUUUUAUCAAGCUCAGCGAUCCUGGCAUCAGCACCACAGUUUUGCCAAAAGACAUUCUACUUGAGAGAAUACCAUGGGUUCCACCUGAAUGCAUUGAAAAUCCAAAGCAGCUGAGUUUGGCAACGGACAAGUGGAGUUUUGGAACCACUCUGUGGGAAAUCUGCAGUGGAGGAGACAAGCCUCUUAGUGCCCUGGAUUCUCAAAGAAAAUUACAGUUUUAUGAGGAUAGGCAUCAACUUCCUGCUCCUAAUUGGACAGAACUAGCAAAUCUUAUAAACAACUGCAUGGAUUAUGAGCCAGACUUCAGACCCUCUUUUAGAGCGGUUAUACGUGACCUUAACAGUUUGUUCGCUCCAGAUUACGAACUAUUGAAAGAAAGUGAUAUGUUACCAAAUAUGAGAAUUGGAGCUCUUGGGUUUUCUGGGGCUUUCGAAUGCAGGGACCCGACUUACUUUGAAGAGAGGCACCUGAAAUUUUUGCAGCAACUUGGCAAGGGGAAUUUUGGCAGUGUGGAGAUGUGCCGGUAUGACCCGCUGCAGGACAACACAGGGGAAGUGGUGGCUGUUAAAAAGCUUCAGCACAGCACGGAGGAACACCUGCGAGACUUCGAAAGAGAAAUCGAAAUUCUUAAAUCUCUGCAACAUGACAACAUUGUGAAGUACAAAGGCGUGUGCUACAGUGCCGGCCGGAGAAAUCUGAAAUUGAUAAUGGAGUACUUGCCCCACGGAAGUUUGCGAGACUAUCUCCAGAAGCACAAAGACAGAUUGGAUCAUAAGAAACUCCUGCAUUAUGCCUCUCAGAUAUGUAAGGGUAUGGAGUAUCUGGGUUCAAAAAGAUACGUUCACAGAGACCUAGCAACACGGAAUAUCUUGGUGGAGAAUGAAAACAGAGUUAAAAUUGGAGACUUUGGCUUGACGAAAGUUUUGCCUCAGGACAAAGAAUACUACAAAGUCAAGGAACCAGGAGAGAGCCCCAUAUUUUGGUAUGCUCCAGAAUCACUGACGGACAACAAGUUUUCUGUGGCUUCUGAUAUGUGGAGUUUUGGUGUGGUCCUCUAUGAACUCUUCACAUAUAUAGACAAGAACAAAAGCCCCCCAGCGGAGUUCAUGCGCAUGAUUGGGAAUGAUAAGCAGAACCAGAUGAUUGUGUUCCAUUUGAUAGAGCUUCUAAAGAACAACGGGCGGCUGCUCAGACCUGACGGAUGCCCAGAUGAGGUCUAUGCCAUCAUGACGGAGUGCUGGAACAACAGCGCCAGCCUGAGACCCUCCUUCAGGGAUCUUGCUCUGAGAGUGGAUCUCAUAAGGGAGAGCAUGGGUGGGUGAACAUGCUGGAAUUCACCCAAAGGGACAUGUCGACAUGCACAGCAAGUGUGUCCUGUUCUUCGGGAGGUUGCAGAUCGUUGCUCAUCCCUCACCCAUUCAGAGACGGCAGCAAAACCAUCCCAUCCAACCUCGCACGUGACGACGAAGGAUGUGGCUUAGUUUCUUCAUCGGGAAUACUAGCGCGAUGCAUCGAUGAAAAGUGCUUUGGUAGCAAAGGAACUGCAUUUUAUUUUAUUUUUGAAGCAAAAUAGUGUCACAUGAUCAGUAAGCAUCACCGUGGUUUGCCUGAUAGGACAACUGCAGAAAAAAAUCAUAAUGAUGUCAGACAGGGAAGCUAUGGAACGAUAAGAAGAUUGGGUGGAGGCGUGGCGAUUUAGGUACAGUCGUGUGCCUGCGGAUUGCUAUUGAACAAUGAUACUUGCUUCUAUGGAGCCAUAUAUAGGACUGUGCUCUUCAGCAGCAGUUGACUUGCAGAGUUUCUGGCAGCACAGCUACCAGAAGACUUUGCGCUCCCAGCUGCACCACUUUGAAAAAGAGCAAACGUUUGCACUUAACAAUGGAUUUACCGGUGCAUGGAUUCCUCUUUUCGCUACCCCUUAUUUUGGUUCCUCCCCCUGUUAACCUUCGUCCACUUUUGCCUGCCGUAAGAGGUGAUGUUAUGCCAGAGGAGGCUAUGUUUCACGUAGCUUGGAACGGUGUGUUCCUUUGCGUAGACGAACAUUUCUCUAGGUGUGUGCAGUUAUGCAGUUCUGUGAGAAACUUAAAGAUUGUUUUUUAAAGGAUAAUAUAGGUGUAGCAGAGAACACAAAGCACCAAUCAAGAUGAGAGAAGGUUGCUGGUGGGUCCUGGCGAUAGCUUUUAUGUCCUACAACUGCCCAAUGUUGCGCCAGCACAAGGACUGCUCAAAACGUGGCAGCCAUACGAAGUUGAGGCUCUGCUGCAGAAGUGUUUCGUGCCCUGCAAGCUGUUGCUGAGUAAGUCUGAGUUGCAGAAAGCAUCAGAAAGAAGCCGCUGGAAUACCUUUUUGACUUUUUCCUGCAGUGAACUAUGAGCAGUUUAGCCUCCUGUUCCAUGCAUUGCACAAGAGACGCUGUUUUAUGAAAGGGUUUGUUGCUGUUUAUUAAUAGUUUUAAAACUUUUUUUUACAUUGUCAAGGCGUUACGGCUUUAAUGUGUAGAAGAAAGGCUUAAAAAAAGAAAGAAAGAAAAAUAGCUGUUUAAGCAACUUCUGUGUGCCUGUCUAAGCCAGCCAUAGAAGAGAUGGACUGUUCAGGCAGUGUGAUGUACUGUAAAUACUUCAAAGGAAAGGGAACAAAUAAGAAGAGAUAUUUUUUUAAAACAAACACCUGCUGAAAAUUGCAUUUUUAAAUGAACAAGUAUAUAUAACAGUCUAUUUUCCUAUGUAUGUUGUGGAUAUGUCAAGCGCUGACCGUGUCUCCUUAAGGUACAGUUUUUUGAAAUCAUGUCAUAGGCAGCAGUUUAAUAUGUUCCCCAUGCUAAACUUGGUUAGCCUUGCCAACCUUCGCAGAUGCUGCAUUUUCCCUUUCUACCCUCUUCAACUUUUUACUGGGUGGUAAAAGUAAAGUAAAAGCAGUAAAAAGUUGGUAAAAGUAAAAGUAAAAGCAGGCUUCCGAUGUUACGAAGAACAAAUGUCCCCCAUCUGGUCCGUCCUACUCUUCUUCAGGUAACUGAAUAAUUUGGCUCUGUGUAAGGGUAGCCGUGUGAUUUUUCCUUACUUGUACACAGCCCAACUCCUUGCGCACCGGAGUCGGUGGCGCAAAUUGCCAUUUGCCAGCCUAGGAACACAGAGAGUAAAAACCAGGUACAGUGGUACCUCGACUUACGAAGACGAUCCGUUCCACGGCGCUCUUCGUAAGUCAAGGUUUUCGGAUGUCGAAGCGGCUGUUCUGCGCAUGCGCGAAGCACGAUUUUGCACUUCUGCGCAGGUGCAGAACGUGUGCGCAGGGCGCACGCGGCAAAAAGACUUCCGGGGUUGUCGACUUCAUAAGUCGAAACCUUCGGAAGUCAAAGCAUUCGUAUGUCGAGGUACCACUGUAGUAGCAUCAGACUCUCUCUCUUGCCCCUAAUGAUUUGGCUGUCUGCUUCGGAGCUGGCCAGAGUACUUUAACAGAAGGGCACUGGGAAUUUCCUCUUCUCUCACUGGUUGCCCACCAAGCCCUGCUUUGGUGGCUUGCAAUAGAAGUAUCCUCCUUGGGAGAAGGUGCUGAGAAGAUGUUUGCAUCCUAAAAUCAAAAGGGGGGGACGUCAGUUGAAAGAGGUAGUUGCUUUCCACUAUGGAGACGGAAUGAAACUUGAAACGUACUUCGGCGUAUGGCAGAACGUGCUUAGGUGUGCUAUGAACUUAUGUACCUACCUCAGAAAUGGAGGACGGUGCAGCGAUGCGAGUUUUGCUUGAGGCUAAGAAGUACCUCCAAAAGUUGCAGUUACUUACCAGGUGAACUCCAGUCUAGGAAUAUUUUGUGCCACUCUGUGCUCUGGCAUGUGCUGAUCGAAAGGCUUUUUGGGUACUUGUGAAGCUCUCCUUUCACACAUGCAGGAGGCUAUAAUUCUGUUUUACAAGCAGGGGUGUUUCACACGCACGAUGGGCAUACGGAACAGCAAUUCUUGUUUCUAAGUAGAGAUAGGAAACGCUGGCGUCUUUUCCUCUGGUAAAGACAUUUAUUUUAUUUGUAAGAGAGUUAUGCCAAGCAACUGCAGGGGGAUUGGCGGAAGGAGGAGGACGUGGGAUUGAAAUUGUGGGUAGCCAUGUUUUGUAACAGCACGUUAUGUUUAAAUGGCUGGAAAUGUUUGCAUUUUAAGAGACAGUUUCACAAUGUAUAUUUUUUAAUUGCUUUUGGUCGAAUACAUUGCACAUUUGUACAUUGCUUUGAAGUUGAUUUUAAAACAGGUUGUACAUGAAAUAUAUUUUCUUUUUUGUAGACUAUUUACGUGUAUUGUUUUUGUUUAAGUUCCGUUUUAACCGAAAUCAUAGUAGCAUAAGGUUUAAAGCGACAACAAGUACCACGAUAAACAAAUGCAGCCGUCCGACCAUGGCAGAAAUGCAUCUUCUAUGUGAUGAAGGAUUUCAUAUUCCAUAUUUUUUAAUUUAAAAAAGGGAAGAAAGAAGCCUCAGGGAAUUUUGUGUAACGCAACAAAGAGUUCUUCCAUAGUGGUUUUUAAGUAAAUAAAAAUGUAUUUUGUUU
Molecule: messenger RNA, 21621 nt
Organism: Zootoca vivipara (common lizard)
Lineage: Eukaryota; Metazoa; Chordata; Lepidosauria; Squamata; Lacertidae
Source: RefSeq, a predicted model, not a curated record